AUGCCCGCUACCACCAUGGAAAUGCCUCUCUGCCUUUCCAGGUGUUCUGCGUGGAACCCGCGUUUCAGAUUCGCGUCUUCAUUGUCCUUCCGCAAGAUGCCGUUUCGCACCAUUGACCACGGGCCUUUUGUCGAGUACAACUCCCUCGUUUAUGAUUUUGAUACCGGCGGGUUUAGCCAGCUCAGAACCCGUAUAUCUAGACAUAAAGACAUUCUUGGUAACAGUGCUCCUGAGCAUUGUGCGGUAUCGCUUUCAUUCACAAUUCGCGUGUCGAGCGUCCACGAUGCUUCGAUGCUCUUAGGCCUGAGGCAGGUAACUAUUCUCAACACGUCACCACGCAGCCAAUUAACCUUGGAGCUUCUGUUGGGCGAACCUUUGUUCAUAUAUUCUCAGCGAAGAGUUUCGAUGUUCAAGCGUUGUUUCCAGGGUCUCUGA
Histoplasma mississippiense is the source of this 435-nucleotide messenger RNA. RefSeq lists its product with no specific name. Bases 1 to 435 code for a protein of 144 amino acids. The transcript has a single exon. The record is from RefSeq and is a predicted model, not a curated record. Lineage: Eukaryota; Fungi; Ascomycota; Eurotiomycetes; Onygenales; Ajellomycetaceae.